AUGGACGAAUCUCAUCGACAAUUAUCACAUGACGAUUAUACCGUUGGAUGGAUAUGUGCAUUGCCAAAGACCGAGCUGGUAGCCGCAGCGGCCAUGCUGGACGAAGAACAUCCCAUACUUCCAGCCGAUCCGCAAGACACGAAUACGUAUCUCCUUGGUCGAAUCGGUCAUCAUAAUGUCGUGAUUGCUUGCCUACCGGCAGAAACAACGGGUAAGGUAUCUGCUGCAACCGUCGCAAAGGAUAUGAUUCGCACCUUCAAAGCUGUCAGAUUCGGUUUGAUGGUUGGUAUUGGUGGUGGAGCACCGUAUUAUGGCGUCGAGAAGAGCGACGAUGGUAGAGACGACGAAUCCGAGGAUGAGAAUGAGGAUUCCGAAGAGGAAUACUCAGACGACACGCGAGAUAUCAGGCUCGGCGAUGUCGUGAUAAGUCUGCAUUCAAAGUCUAGAGAGGCUGUCGUACAGUACGAUUUUGGAAAGUCAGAACAGGAAAAGGAAUUCGUUCGUGCUGGUGGAAAACUUAAUAAACCCCCAAAUAUAGUCUUGAACGCAGUUAGUAUGCUUCAGGCUCAGCAUGAACGGAAGGGCCAUAAUAUCUCUGAGUUACUGUCAGAAAUGCUGACAGAAAAUCCGCGUAUGGCAACAAAAUUCGGGUAUCCAGGUUCAGCAAAGGAUAGACUUUUCAAGUCGAGUAUCAUUCAUAAAGAGGGAGAGAAGUCGUGUAAAGCUUGUGGACCAUCUGAUGUUAACCUUGUGAAAAGAAAAAAUCGACAUGACGGUUCGCCAAAGCUGCAUUACGGAACAAUCGGAUCGGCAGAUCAAGUGAUGAAAGAUGCUUUAUUAAGAGACAAGUGGGCACAAAAAGAGAAGAUUAUGUGCUUUGAGAUGGAAGCUGCAGGGUUAAUGGAUUCAUUUCCCUGCCUCGUCAUUCGAGGGAUCUGCGACUAUGCCGAUUCCCAUAAGAACAAAAUCUGGCAGCCGUACGCGGCAGCAACGGCGGCAGCAUAUGCAAAAGAGCUUCUUCUUGUUAUUCCAGGGCAAGGUCUCGUUGACCUGCCGCCAAUUGAGCAAAGUACUUGGCAACAAGAUUAUACGGCAACUCGGGCAUGGCGCCGAUCAAAUGACGAAGAGAAAUGUCUCCAAGCGUUCCGCACUACGGAAUAUGAGAGGCAGAAGAAUUUGAAUCCUGAAAGAGAAGCCGAAACAUGUCUAUGGUGUCUUGAUGACGAGAGAUUUCGCAACUGGCGUGACAAAUCCACCUCCUGCUUAUUAUGGGUAACUGCAGACCCAGGAUGUGGGAAAUCUGUACUCUCCAGAGCGCUUGUAGAUGAGCGUCUACUUGACUCGGCGCCAAAUGAUACGACAAUUUGUUAUUUUUUCUUUAAAGACACAUCUGAGGAUCAGCGAAGUCCGGCGAAUGCCCUGGCAGCCUUGUUACAUCAACUUUUCACAUCUCAUGUCGGGCAAAAAGCCAUCAAAUAUGCCCUCCCACGUUUUCGAGAGAACGCAAAUAACAUAUCUCAAAACCUCCAAGUCAUGUGGAGAAUUGUUCAAGAUAUUGCUUUGGAUUCUGAUUUCGGUAAAAUCAUCUUUUUGAUUGAUGCUCUUGAUGAAUGCCAAAGAUCAGAACAAGAGAACCUCAUCAGGAUGCUGAUGCAGCUUGAACGGACAUCGACUCGCCAUGGUUCUAAGGAAACCUUCAAAUUCUUUAUCACAAGUCGCCCAUAUUGGGAUAUUGAA
Molecule: messenger RNA, 1737 nt
Organism: Talaromyces proteolyticus
Lineage: Eukaryota; Fungi; Ascomycota; Eurotiomycetes; Eurotiales; Trichocomaceae
Product: nucleoside phosphorylase domain-containing protein
Exons: 3
Biological process (GO): nucleoside metabolic process
Molecular function (GO): catalytic activity
Source: RefSeq, a predicted model, not a curated record